This is a messenger RNA of Juglans regia (Persian walnut), 764 nucleotides long. Its product is annotated as ethylene-responsive transcription factor ERF098-like. NCBI's taxonomy places the organism in Eukaryota, Viridiplantae, Streptophyta, Magnoliopsida, Fagales, Juglandaceae. The record is from RefSeq and is a predicted model, not a curated record. Gene Ontology annotation, biological process: ethylene-activated signaling pathway; regulation of DNA-templated transcription. Gene Ontology annotation, molecular function: DNA-binding transcription factor activity; DNA binding. The coding region runs from base 7 to 480 and encodes 157 amino acids. The transcript has a single exon.
CACAACAUGGAGAGGAAGACAGUAGUAGGGAAUAAUGAAGAAAAGGGAAGAGAAACUCCGACAUACAGGGGGGUUCGAAGGCGGCCAUGGGGUAAGUUCGCGGCGGAGAUACGUGAUCCGUCAAGAAAUGGGGCACGCUUAUGGCUAGGAACAUUUGACACAGCAGAAGACGCAGCACGAGCAUAUGACCGAGCUGCUUAUGCUUUCCGGGGUCAUUUAGCCAUCCUUAACUUCCCGAACGAGCAUCAAUAUCAUCAGAGUCCGAGCUCUCCGUCAUCAAGCUCUUCUGCUUCAUUGACUUCGUCCUCAUCUGAUAUACGCAAGAAUAAAGACCCAAGGGGUACUGGUUCAUCCAGUAGUACUAGCAAUACUGCCGGACAACAAGGAGAAGUUAUAGAGUUGGAGUAUUUGGACAAUACGUUAUUGGAGGAGCUUCUUGAAACCCAGACGGAUAGGCCAGGAAAAGGCAACGACGUCUGAUGCGCAUCAAAACAAAAAAAGAUGACUCAUUAUAAUAAGUUGAUUAAUUUGAGUUGGGACAUAAAAUUAAAAUGAUAUAUAUUGGUGUUGAUCUCUUGUAUUAUUUUUAUUUAACUGCUUUGAUGGUUUUGCUUCGAGUGUGUUUUUUGGAUUUUUUUAUGCAAAAGAAAAUGCUAGAAUAUUUGUUCUCCCCUAGCUUAUGAUCAUGGCGAUCGAGUGUAUAUUCUUCAGGAAUUAGUUUCUAAAUGGUUGGACUGACCAUCAUGUGGAGCAAAGGGCAGCUU